Cajanus cajan (pigeon pea) is the source of this 1006-nucleotide messenger RNA. Its product is annotated as transmembrane emp24 domain-containing protein p24delta3. NCBI's taxonomy places the organism in Eukaryota, Viridiplantae, Streptophyta, Magnoliopsida, Fabales, Fabaceae. The record is from RefSeq and is a predicted model, not a curated record.
AAAGGAGAGAUAUAGAAGAGGUGUGGAUUGAGAUCCAAAGAGAGAGGAAAAAAAGAACAUUUUGAUUUGUUGUUAACAUUGCAUACAGAGAGAGAGAGAGAGAGAGAGAGAAGAAGAAGGUAUGGGAAGGAAAGGUAUGUUAAGAAUGUUUCUCCUGUUGUUCUUUUUCUCAAGCAAUCUCGUUCCUUCUGCUCUCGCUAUAUGGCUCUCCUUGCCCAUCUCUGGCACCAAGUGUGUCUCCGAAGAAAUCCAACACAACGUCGUCGUUUUGGCCGACUAUGUCGUCAUUCCCAAUGAUCACUCCCACAACCCCACCAUCGCCGUCAAGGUGACGUCACCAUAUGGAAACAAUAUUCAUCACAAGGAGAACACAACACAUGGUAAUUUCGCAUUUACAACUCAGGAGGCUGGGAAUUACCUGGCAUGCUUCUGGGUGGAUAGCCAUAAUCAACAAGGGGGUGAGGUUAAUGUAAACCUUGAUUGGAAAAUUGGUAUUGCAGCCAAGGAUUGGGAUUCAGUUGCUAGAAAAGAGAAGAUUGAGGGAGUUGAGCUUGAACUGAGAAAGCUAGAAGGAGCAGUAGAGGCUAUCCAUGAAAAUUUGCUCUAUCUUAAGGGCAGGGAAGCUGAGAUGAGGACGGUGAAUGAAAAAACAAAUUCCAGAGUGGCAUGGUUUAGCAUUAUGUCCUUGGGUAUCUGCAUUACAGUUUCAGGUUUGCAAUUGUGGUAUUUGAAGCGGUUCUUCCAGAAGAAGAAGCUUAUUUAGAUUAUGAUAGUAUCAAUUUAAUUUUAUUAGUGAUGCAAUGAACUAUAAAAACUUUUAAGAAUUUUUAUGAACACUACUCGCAAGUAGUAGACAGAAAUUUUUGAUACCACAAGUAGAGUUUCCAACUUUUCUUAUCCACGGAUGGUUAUUACAAUGAAUUAUCUUUUAGAUUGGGAUAUGAUAACCUGCAGAUAAGAGGGAAAGAAUUUUAAUGAAUGAAAUCGAGUAAAAGGUGGGAUUUUA